Molecule: messenger RNA, 948 nt
Organism: Alternaria hordeiaustralica
Lineage: Eukaryota; Fungi; Ascomycota; Dothideomycetes; Pleosporales; Pleosporaceae
Exons: 2
Coding region: 1-948 (315 amino acids)
Molecular function (GO): kinase activity
Source: RefSeq, a predicted model, not a curated record
AUGUUAUUUCGAGUGUUCAGAGUCCCACACUUCCCCAUAGAAGAUGAGAAACUACGCGCAAAAGCUCUCACGCGAAGAAGAGGAGGAAAUACGGCAAAUAGUCUAGAAGUGUUAUCGCAGCUGCAACAACACGACCCUGAAGGAGCGCGUCUCAGUCCCACGCGUCUGAAUCUACUGGCUGUACUUCCUGAGGAGCAAUCCGCAGCUUCUCAGUUCAUAUCUACAUCACUUCCUGGGGUAAACAUAUCCGACUUGAGCCUUUUCCGCGAACAACACCAAGAAGCCGCAUCAAGCUACAUCAUCCAAAGCGAAGAGAAGCGUUCACGCACAAUCGUCAGCAUCAACCAGCUCCCCGAGAUGCAAGCCGAAGAAUUCAUCCACCAAGUCCGCAAAUUCACUACAGAACAAGGACAAACAUGGGAGAAAGCGUGGUUCCAUUUCGAAGGCCGUGUCCCAGAGAUCACACUGCAGUUUGUUCGCUUCCUCCGCGAAACAUACCCUCAUUUCAAGAUCAGCGUCGAGUGCGAGAAACCUGAGCGGACGGGCAUGGCUGAGGUGGCGCAGUACGCAGAUGUCGUGUUUUACUCGAAAUUGUGGGCGGUGAAGAAUGGGUACGUGGACGCGAGAAGCUUUCUUGAAGCCAGACGGAGGGAAACGAGAGAUGGGGCUCUACUGUGUUGCGCAUGGGGUUCUGGAGGUGCUACGGCGGUCGAAAAGGGUGUUGAGGAGGUUUGGGCGGAUGUCGAGGCGUGGCAGGCAGAUGGGGAGGAUGGGGCAAGGGUUGUGGAUACGAUUGGUGCUGGGGAUACUUUUAUUGCGGGGAUGCUUUUUGCGGUUAAUGAGCAUGAGGAGUGGGGGUUGCAAAGGAAACUGGAGUUUGCGAAUGAGUUGGCUGGGAGGAAGGUGCUGCAGGAGGGAUUUGGGGGUUUGGGGAGGAGGAUGUGGUAG